UUCAUUACUCUUUCUACCUAAACACCAAGGAUUCUUGAUUCUUGCCUUGACUUGGAUUCUAGAUAUAGUCACUUGGGACGCAGUGGUAUACACGCUUAUUUUGCAUCUAACUGAAGACGCGUAUGCAAUUCCAGGUCGCGUUAUCGAUGACAUGACAAUGGCUCGUAUCAACUAAGAUGAAGUAACCCCGCUAAGCUUUAGGCGAUUUCUAAUCCUUCAACGACAACACAUCACCUGACGAGUACUCUACUCACUCAUCUCUUUUCCCUUUUCCCUCAUUCAUUGCUUUCAACCAUACCGUUGAUGAAACAGUCGUCCUUGACAAGAUGAAAGAAGAAAAGCCCCGCGAUGUCGGGGAUGAUAUUGAGCGCUUAUCCGCCCCCAACACGCGCCAACGGCGAGGAGUUGGCCGCAAGUUCUGGGGCGCCGUGAUUAUAUCUCUUUUGUUGCUUCACCUUCUCGUCCAACCCGCUAGCUAUGGCAUGUCGGGUUGCCUGUCGGGUUCCUCGAGUGAGAAGAGCAUUGAAAAACGCGUGAAGCGUAUCCUUAAACACACUCCCUUGAUCGAUGGACACAAUGACCUGCCAAUCCUGCUGCGAGCCGACUUCAACAACCACAUCAAUGACAAGAACUUCACCACCGGCUGGGAAGACGGCACGCUUCCCGGUCAUGUCGACCUUGCACGCCUGAGAGCCGGCAUGAACGGAGGGGCCUUCUGGAGCUUGUUCUGGCCCUGUCCUGCCAAUGGCUCCGAUUUCUCUGACCAAAACUAUCUGCCCGCCGUCCAGGCUACCCUCCAACAGAUCGACCUAGUCGACCGCCUCAAAGCCGCCUACCCCGAGGACCUCGGGCCGGCAGUCUCCAGCAAAGCCGCCUACAAGGCCUGGAAGCACCACAACCAGCUGAUCUCGCCCAUGGGCAUCGAAGGCCUGCACCAGAUCGGCAACUCGGCCGCCACGCUGCGGCGCUACCACGCCCUGGGCGUCCGCUACGCGACCUUGACCCACAACUGCGGCAACAAGUACGCCGACGCGGCCCUCCAGGGAAACCCGUUCCAGAAAGCCCCCUCCUUCUGGGGCGGCGUCAGCCCCGCCGGCCAGCUGCUCGUCAACGAGAUGAACCGGAUCGGCAUGAUCGUGGACCUGGCCCACACCAGCGUCGACACCAUGAAGGACGUCCUCGGCGGUUCGCCGGAUAAAAAAUGGAACGGCAGCAGGGCCCCCGUCAUCUUCAGCCACUCGAGCGCCUACGCGCUGUGCCCGCACCCGCGCAACGUACCGGAUGACGUCCUGCAUCUGGUCAAGGAGCGGAACUCGCUGGUUAUGGUCAACUUCUCGCCAGACUUUAUCUCGUGCGUGGCGGCGCCGGAUCGGGAGGAUGGCCUGCCGGAUUUUUACCCGGCGAACUCGACUUUGGAGCAUGUGGCUGAGCAUAUCAUUCACAUUGGCGAGCUGAUUGGGUAUGAUCAUGUCGGUCUGGGCAGCGAUUUCGAUGGAAUUCCGGUAGUCCCGAAGGGGCUGGAGGAUGUCUCGCGCUAUCCCGAUUUGGUGGCCGAGCUGCUUAGACGCGGUGUCAGUGAUGCGGAUGCCAGCAAGGUUGUGGGCGGUAACAUCCUCCGCGUUUGGAGGGAUGUUGAGCUUGUGGCGGCUGAGAUGCAGGCUGCUGGUGAGCCGGCUCUUGAAGAUGAUCUGCGUAAGUUGAAAGAGUAGACAUCUGAAUGGGCGGCAUGUGGCAGAGGUCAAGGUGUUUGGGUAGACCUUUAGUUGCAAUAUAGCUGUGAUAUUAGCCUCAAGGUUCUGGAGGGGCUUGUAUAUAGAUACAAGACCUGGCUGGCAUCUGAUGUAUACUGGAGAAUUGGGUAUCAUAGAUGACUAUCAUCAUCC
Messenger RNA from Neurospora tetraspora, 1883 nucleotides. Its product is annotated as membrane dipeptidase-domain-containing protein. The record is from RefSeq and is a predicted model, not a curated record. Gene Ontology annotation, molecular function: metallodipeptidase activity. Gene Ontology annotation, biological process: proteolysis. Lineage: Eukaryota; Fungi; Ascomycota; Sordariomycetes; Sordariales; Sordariaceae. Bases 327 to 1709 code for a protein of 460 amino acids. The transcript is spliced from 3 exons.